UUAAAUUUGAUCCAGUUUGAACUGUCGAACGAAAAAGUUAUUUUAGUUCAUUAUUUUUUCAUAUUAAUAAACUAAAACAUCAAAAUGACUUCAACUGUUUCACGUCAACAAAUAGUAAAAGUAUUUGAAGUCGUCAGUGAGAUUUUUCAGGAAGAAAAUAUAAAAAUCUGUGUUAAAGAAUCACUCAAAGGUGGCCUUAUUACAGGAAUCUCCACUCUCGUUGGUGGUUUAGUUGGUGGAAGAACUGGUCUCUUAGCUGGUAGUGUAUUGGGUACAAUAGCUACAUUACAGAUGACUUCAAAUUAUAAGUCCCUUAUACAAGUUAUUAAUGAGCUGAAUUAUGAUGUUCAAAAAAAAAUGUUUGACGCAUUGCAGAACAUUGCAACAAAUAUAGAUAUUACUGAUGUUAUCAAAUUUGGUAUGUUACUAACUACUAAUCAAUCGAUGAAACAGGCAAUCAUUUUUGAAAUUAUAAAUUUUGUUCGUAAUGAAUUAAGUAUGGAAAUAGUUCGAAGUUAAUUUUUUCUUUAUAUUAAAUUAUAUUUUUAUACUAAUGUGAUAUGGAUUAACUGUAAAAAAAUAAAGUAAUAUUGUACUCAAUUUUUUCUAAGUAAAUUAUACCCAGAAUAUUUAUAAAUAUAUGUUAACAUAAGAAACC
Molecule: messenger RNA, 658 nt
Organism: Sipha flava (yellow sugarcane aphid)
Lineage: Eukaryota; Metazoa; Arthropoda; Insecta; Hemiptera; Aphididae
Product: protein C19orf12 homolog
Exons: 2
Coding region: 85-519 (144 amino acids)
Source: RefSeq, a predicted model, not a curated record